AGAUCUGGGAGUGACGCGGCAGCGCGAUCCAGUUGAUCCCGCUCGCUCUGCGACAAAAAAUUAUCCGUGCCAGCCAAAUAAAGUUGCUCAUACUAGAUGACUGUUGUAUAACGUUACUCAUCCCGGAAUGUGAACAAAGGAAAUGUGAACUCGCUAUAUUUGAUGAUUUAAACAUCUGUUACUCUCGUGAUUUGGGAUAAGUUCAGUGUUAGCGAUAAGAGAAGCCGAACAUGGAUUGGGGCACUGAGCUUUGGGACCAGUACGACAUAAUUGACAAACACACACAAUCUGGCCUGGACUUGGUGGAGAAAUAUGUGAAGUUUGUGAAGGAACGGACAGAGAUUGAACAAAACUAUGCAAAGCAACUUCGAAAUUUAACCAAGAAAUACAGCCCUAAGCGAGGCAGCAAAGAAGAGCAGGAAUGCAGGUUUUCUAAUCACCAGGCUUUUCUGGACAUCAUGAAUGAGCUGAAUGACUAUGCAGGUCAGAGGGAGCUGAUCGCUGAGAACAUGAUGAUGAACAUCUGCAUCGAGCUCACCAAGUACCUGCAGGAACUCAAACAGGAACGUAAAAUGCAUCUGACAGAAGCCAAGAAAGCACAGCAGUCUCUGGAGAGCACCUACAAGCAACUGGACAAUAGUAAAAAGCGUUUUGAAAGGGAAUGGAGAGAAGCCGAGAAAGCUGCACAAUAUGCGGAGAAAACCGAUCAAGAUCUCAACGCCACCAAAGCCGAUGUGGAAAAGGCUAAACAGCAGGCGCACAUGCGCACGCACAUAGCCGAGGAGUGCAAAAACGACUACGCUGCACAGCUGCAGAAGUACAAUAAGGAACAGAACAACUUUUACUUCACCGACAUUCCCGUUAUUUUCAAUAGGCUACAGGACAUGGAUGAGCGCCGUAUUAAAAAGCUGUCGCAAGGCUACAUCCUGUUUGCAGACACUGAGCGGCAUGUAAUGCCCAUCAUCGGGAAGUGUCUGGAGGGAAUGACCAGAGCCGGAACAAACGUCAACGAGAGGAACGACUCAGUGGUUCUCAUAGAGCAACAUAAGUCGGGCUUUGAGAGACCAGGAGAUCUGGAGUUUGAAGACUAUAGUCAGGGCAUCAACCGAGCUUCCUCUGAUAGCAGUCUUGGCACUCCUAAAGGUCCUCUGGAGCUCCUGGGCAAGAACAAGAACAAAACCUUCAGAUUGUUUAAUAAGAAGAGCAAGCUUCCCUCAUCUGCGCUCAGUCCUUACUCCACACCCCCCACACCCUCGCCCGCUAACGGACCCCCCUCCCCAAAGUUUGGCCGGGAUCCCCUGUCGUACUGUUUGAAGGAAAUCAAUAAGACAGUCAAACCUCGAAUCUCUUCCUUCCGGACCCUCAAGAAAACGUCCGUUGACAGCGAGAGCUUCACCCAUCUCCCUCCCGAGCAACGCAGGAAACGCUUGCAGCAGAAGAUCGACAACAUCAGCAAAGAGCUGCAGAAGGAAAUAGAUCAGAGUGAGGCUCUGGGCAAGAUGAAAGACGUGUAUGAAAAAAACCCUCAGAUGGGAGACCCUGCCAGUUUGGCCCCUCAGAUCACUCAGACGGCACAAAACAUGGACAGACUGAGAGGAGAACUCAACAAAUAUGAGGGCUGGCUCACAGAAGCAGGAGGCCGUGGAGACUCGAUACGAUACUCGACUCAUUCUCUGAAUAACAACGGCGCUCACAACCUCAACAGUCCUGGAGUUCUCUUAGAUGAGACUGACAACUCCCAAGCCAUCUAUACUGAAUUUGACGACGACUUUGAGGAAGAAGAUCUGGCUGCACCUAUUGGUCAAUGCACAGCUCUCUACAAUUUCCCAGGCUCCAGUGAGGGAACCAUAUCUAUGCAGGAAGGGGAGGUGCUGUCUGUAGUGGAGGAGGAUAAAGGCGACGGAUGGACACGGGUGCGCCGGAACAACGGGGACGAGGGCUACAUCCCGACUUCUUAUGCUACCAUCAAACUUAAUAAAUGACCUCAUCUUUCAAUCUUUAUUGCAGCAGAGGAGCACUAUACCAAACACUUAGCUUUAGAUUAUACAUCCCAGUGUGGCUUGCCGGCGCUCCUCUUGGAAAGAGAGUUUGAGGAAAUAUUGCGCUAAAAGACUCCUACCCUAAAAAUAAGUGUAUUUCUCAGGGUGUGUAUUGUGUCAGUACAUGAGCUAGAGAAGGUUGGAAUAAUUUUUUCCUCAUUAUUUGACCUACAUGGAAAACAAUGCAGCAGGGUGCCAAAUACAUAAGCAACUGUUGCUCAACAGAGAGAUCUGAUCUUCUGGUCUCUGAUGCGGACUUUGAUAGCAGCCUAUCAGAGGAGCCGAGAUGGUUUUCCUGGGCACGUCCUUCACAAAGAUCCUUCAUCUGGAGCCGUGGGCACAUGGAUAUGAUUAGUGAAUUAUGUUAUUUGAACAUAUAAUUCCAGCUCCAUACUUGAGCAAAAAGCCCCGUGCCAUCUCUGCUGGCAGACAUUCAGAAAACCCUCGCCUCCCCCACGUGAAGCAACAUUUUAACUUGAAGUAUUUGCUCUGAUGAUUCCAGUGGCCAAACUUUGUUUUACAGUCUUGCAUAUGCUUUCCUAUGUGUGCGGUAACACUGAUCUAUAUGCCACAUCUGUGAGAUGAUAGGACGAAAUGUGUAUAGAGAAUAGUGAACAAUUGCAUUUAAGGAAUAAUUAGUUGUCAUUUUUUUCCUUAUAAGACUGUUAAGCAAAUACACAAGAUAAACACACUUUGCAAUAUAAAGUUUAGACAAUCAAAGCCUUUCUACACGGAUAAAGUCACAGUUCUCAACUCUAAAACUAUAUAGAAUGUUUUUGAAUAUAAUUUAUUGAGUAUAUAAAUAAGUUUGUAUAUUAAACGUCACAUUUUAAGAGAUAACUGCACACAUUUGCAAUUUCUGAUAGGUCAGCAAAAUAUAAAAGCAACACAACAUUCAGGCUACAAAAAAAACUAGGUUUUCGUAUAUAUACAGUAUAAAAUAAUAUAUUUUUAGCCGUCACAACGCCACUAUUGUCUUAUUAUCCUUUUAUUCUUGAUGAAUAAAGAUUUGUAUAGUUAUAACAGAA
Molecule: messenger RNA, 3067 nt
Organism: Paramisgurnus dabryanus
Lineage: Eukaryota; Metazoa; Chordata; Actinopteri; Cypriniformes; Cobitidae
Source: RefSeq, a predicted model, not a curated record